CUCUUAGCUUUGCAUGUGGGGUGUGGCAGUUCCUUCUUUGUCCACACCCCUUUCUGUCUGACUGUCAUCUCUCUCUCCUGCAUCUUUAUUUAUGUGUACUCUCGCUACUUCUUCGGAUGCCAGCCUGCCACUAUCUCUCUCUCUCCCUUCCUCCCUCUGGUAUAUAUAUAUUUAUUUAUAUAUAUAUAUAUAUACACACACACAGAAGAGGAGGAAGAGGAGAACCACCUUUCUCUUCUUCUUCUUCUUCUCUUCUUGCCAUCGUGAUUUUCUGGUUUCGAUCGAGGAAAAGAAAUGGAGUCGCAGAGACAGAACGUGGGGAUCCUCGCAAUGGAUAUAUACUUCCCUGCGUCAUGUGUCCAACAGGAAGCUUUAGAGACGUACGAUGGCGCGAGCAAAGGAAAGUAUACGAUCGGGCUGGGGCAAGAGUGCAUGGCCUUCUGCACAGAGCUGGAGGACGUGAUCUCCAUGAGUUUGACAGUUGUCACGUCCCUUCUUGAUAAGUAUGGGGUUGAUCCUAAACAAAUUGGGCGCCUAGAAGUAGGCAGUGAAACUGUGAUUGACAAGAGCAAGUCCAUCAAGACAUGGCUUAUGCGCAUAUUUGAGGAUUGUGGUAACAGUGAUGUUGAAGGAGUUGACUCUACAAAUGCAUGUUAUGGAGGAACUGCAGCUUUAUUCAACUGUGUGAACUGGGUAGAAAGUAGCUCAUGGGAUGGACGCUAUGGCCUUGUAGUAUGCACUGAUAGUGCGGUUUAUGCAGAAGGGCCUGCGAGACCCACAGGGGGUGCUGCUGCAAUUGCAAUGUUGAUUGGGCCCAAUGCUCCUAUCGCGUUUGAGAGUAAAUACAGGGGAACCCACAUGGCUCAUGUUUAUGAUUUCUACAAGCCCAAUCUUGCAAGUGAAUACCCAGUUGUGGAUGGGAAGCUUUCACAGACUUGCUACCUUAUGGCAGUAGACUCUUGCUAUAAAAGAUUUUGCAGCAAAUACGAGAAAUUUGAAGGGAAACAGUUCUCUGUUCUUGAUGCAGAUUACGUAGCCUUCCAUUCUCCCUACAACAAGCUUGUGCAGAAAAGCUUUGCCCGACUUGUUUUCAAUGACUACUUGCGGAAUGCCAGGUCUGUGGGGGAGGAUGCGAAGGCAAAAUUGGCACCAUUUUUAGCUCUGAAUGGUGAUGAGAGUUAUCAAAACCGUGAUCUUGAAAAGGUAUCUCAACAAGUGGCCAAACAACUAUAUGAUAUGAAAGUGCAACCAUCAACCUUGUUACCAAAGCAAGUUGGCAACAUGUAUACUGCAUCUAUUUAUGCAGCUUUUGCAUCUAUUAUUCAUAACAAGCACAAAUCCUUGGAAGGGCAAAGAGUCUUGAUGUUCUCCUAUGGCAGUGGUCUUGCUUCAACCAUGUUCUCCUUGAAAUUACAUGAUGGUGAACUUCCUUUCAGUUUAUCAAACAUUGCCAAUGUGCUUGGUCUCUCCAAAAAGCUGGAGUCCAGACAUGUGUUUUCACCAGAAAAUUUUGUUGAAAAUAUGCAUCUGAUGGAACACCGAUAUGGAGGUAAAGGAUUUGUUACGGGUGGCGACAAGAACUUGUUGUCCAAUGGAACAUUCUACCUAACGGAGGUCGAUUCUGCGUACCGGAGGUUUUACGCCAAGAAGUCGGAAACUGGGGUUGCAAAUGGAACGACCAUCCAUGAAAAUGGCAUUGCCAAUGGUCACUGAACCACCCUUGGUCUACAGUUGGCUGUGUGGAGGUACUAGUUUGCUCAUGUAUGUUUUAGAGAGGUUGUUUUAGAGAGGUUGUAGCUCAAGCUGAUAAUAUAUUUUUUUUUUCAAACAUGUCGCUGAACUGCUCCAAAAUAUCAAACUAAUUUAUGUUAACAUGGGACCUUCUUAUCUUCUGAUUAGUGAGAGUGGUUUACUCUUUGUUCCUCU
Nymphaea colorata (pocket water lily) is the source of this 1926-nucleotide messenger RNA. RefSeq names its product hydroxymethylglutaryl-CoA synthase-like. NCBI's taxonomy places the organism in Eukaryota, Viridiplantae, Streptophyta, Magnoliopsida, Nymphaeales, Nymphaeaceae. The transcript has 12 exons. Gene Ontology annotation, molecular function: hydroxymethylglutaryl-CoA synthase activity. The record is from RefSeq and is a predicted model, not a curated record. Gene Ontology annotation, biological process: acetyl-CoA metabolic process. The coding region runs from base 295 to 1713 and encodes 472 amino acids.